GUGUGUGCUAGUGACGGUCGUACGUACCCGAAUGAGUGCAAAAUGCGUAAAGCAGCCUGCGAUAGCGGUAAAACGCUUUUCGUCAAGUACAACGGGAUUUGCGAAGGAUGCGCGAAGAAGAAUUGUCAGUACUACUCAACCUGUAUCGUAGAGAACGGCAAAGCUGAGUGCCGUUGUCCUACCGAGUGUAACAAAAACGCGUCAUCAACAGGAUCAACACCCGUGUGUGGAACGGAUGGGGUCACAUAUUCGUCAGAGUGCCAUCUAAGGAAGAGCGCCUGUCAGCAGACGAAAUUCAUAGUGGUUGCCUUCGAAGGAAAAUGC
Molecule: messenger RNA, 324 nt
Organism: Ostertagia ostertagi
Lineage: Eukaryota; Metazoa; Nematoda; Chromadorea; Rhabditida; Trichostrongylidae
Source: the annotation of a GenBank genome assembly